AGUUGCCACCCAAGACGUGAUUCAGCUCCAACAAUUACCAUUAUCUGUUUCCCCCGUUUGACGAUACGGGACGAAUCUGUAAUGAUGACGAGUGUUUCCUUCGCUCAUUGUUGAAGCUCGGAGGUUUUUUUCUUUAUUCCUCACCUACCGUCAUUGGGUGACAGCACUCCAGCCAUUCAGGUACUCAGCGGAGGAGGAGGCUUUAUAAGCGAGCAGCCUUGUGUUUGCAGCUUAUGGAGUGCUGUUUGUGUAAACACUGAGCCCCGGUGCACACAGAGCUGCUGUUUGGACAGUGCGCAAAGUGGAAAGGAUCCGCUGCAGUGUGUGUUUUUUUUCCUCCUCCUCUUCCUUGGACAGACUUAACUUCGAGUGCUUGUUUAUUUCUGCGCAAAAACAAACUACCGGGUUGCACGCAACUACCGAAGGACGCGAUGGCUGCGCCGACCAAGUUCAGUUUUUCCGUCAGGAGCAUCCUGGAUUUGCCUGAGCAGGAUGCGGAGGCAGCGCCGCGGUCCUCCCCCGUCUACUCCUCCUGCUCCUCCAGCUCGCCCUACACCUCCUGGAUGGACUGCGACCGGAGCCCCUGCAUAUCAUCCGAUGAAGGCAGUGUCGAGGCCUCGCCAGACUCAACCAAGCCGGACGACUCAUCUCUGGACUCGGAGCCCGACAAGAGCGACAAGAGCAAAAAGAGCAAGAAGCGCCGGGUUCUGUUCUCCAAGGCCCAGACCCUGGAGCUGGAGAGACGCUUCCGCCAGCAGCGCUACCUGUCCGGCCCAGAGAGGGAGCAGCUGGCCCGGCUCCUCAGCCUGACCCCGACCCAGGUGAAGAUCUGGUUCCAGAACCACCGCUACAAGAUGAAGAGAGGCCGGGCAGAGGGAGCGCUCCUGGACGUGGAGAUAGCGCAGCCUCCGGUGCUGCGCAGGCUCGUCGUUCCGAUCCUGGUGCGGGACGGGAAACCUUUUCACACCUGCGUACUCGACACGGAGAAAGCUCCGUGUUUACCUCCUCCCUCUCAGGCGGUGCCCUUCCAUCUGCCAUACCCGUCUCUUCAGCAUCCCUCCCCGGUCGCUCUUCCUCCCAGGUACCAGCACUUUCCCACCGCGGCGGCCUCCAGAUUCGCCUGGAGAGACUUUUGGAGCGACUCGGUCCACUUUAAUUCUUUCAAAUGAAAGGCCUCAGUUCAAUGCACAAACUCAUUUAGAAUUGCAUCAAAUGUUUUCUGAAUGUUUAGCAGAUUUUUGAGCAACUUAAACAUUUAGAUUUUUCACUAGAGAACAAAAGGUAUUUUGCACAUUUUAUUUGAUAUUUCGCGUGUUAUUUUUUAAAAUGCUGAUAAUAUUUUCUCAUACACGGGCUUAUUGGUGUAGCCUGUUUGUUUUUGUUUUUUUAUUAUCCGCUGAGAUAAUGUAUUUGUAUGUUUCUGAAGCCGUUUAAACGUAAUAUUUGUAUAAAUAACUUGUUGCAGGCAGAUAAUGUACAGUAGGCUGCAUUAGGCGCUGAUAGAAGAGGUAGCAGCAAAGCUAUUAUGAUAGCCUGAAUGUUUGAAGGAACAAAUAAUGUUAUUCGUUGUCUUUAAGGAGACUUUCUUUAAAGUUUUUACCUGUUGAAACCGUUUCUA
Molecule: messenger RNA, 1618 nt
Organism: Lates calcarifer (barramundi perch)
Lineage: Eukaryota; Metazoa; Chordata; Actinopteri; Centropomidae
Gene: nkx2-9
Product: NK2 transcription factor related, locus 9 (Drosophila)
Exons: 2
Coding region: 432-1169 (245 amino acids)
Biological process (GO): regulation of transcription by RNA polymerase II; cell differentiation
Cellular component (GO): nucleus
Molecular function (GO): DNA-binding transcription factor activity, RNA polymerase II-specific; RNA polymerase II cis-regulatory region sequence-specific DNA binding
Source: RefSeq, a predicted model, not a curated record